Molecule: messenger RNA, 1659 nt
Organism: Fusarium fujikuroi IMI 58289
Lineage: Eukaryota; Fungi; Ascomycota; Sordariomycetes; Hypocreales; Nectriaceae
Product: L-amino-acid oxidase
Exons: 4
Coding region: 1-1659 (552 amino acids)
Biological process (GO): amino acid catabolic process
Molecular function (GO): polyamine oxidase activity; L-amino-acid oxidase activity
Source: RefSeq, a predicted model, not a curated record
AUGCCAUCUUAUAAUGUCGGAAUUGUUGGUGCUGGAAUUGCCGGGUUAUAUACCGCGCUUCUCUUACAACGUGAAGGACAUUCGGUCCAUAUUUUCGAGGCUACUAAUCGCAUCGGUGGCCGCGUGUACACUCACUACUUCACGGCAGCCGAGAAUCAAUACUACGAAGCUGGCGCUAUGCGUAUCCCUGACAUCGAGUCUCAUGGAGUGGUAUUCUCGCUAAUCAAAUACUUAAACGGUCACAAGAAUGUCCCAGCCAGAAUGGACAUCCGGUUAAUUGAUUAUGUUUACCGCCAUGAGAAUAAUGACAUGUACUUCAACUCUUCGACAGUUCAAGGCGAGGUAAUGACUCUCACGCCUCUCACUGCUGGCUGGAUAAGUGUACCGGAAAGCUACAAAACCAAAAAUGCUGGAGAGUUACUUGAUGAAGCAUUUUGCGGACUAUCGCACGGCGAGAAUGACAGUUUUGAUCGUGCAAUUUCUCGAAUCGUAAGAGAAUAUGAUCACUGCACUUUUCGCCACUUCCUUAUCUCUGUCAAACAUUGGCCUCCAUCGGUUAUCGAUUUCGUCGAAGCAACGGUCUUUCAACCUAACGAGUUCUCUCUCAGUGUCCCUGAGAUCUACAUGAGAUUACAGGAGUUCAAAGCCGGCAAAUGGAAGACAAUCAAUCAAGGAAUGAGUCGACUGCCAGAAGCAAUGGCUUGGCUAGUUGGGUACCAAAACAUCACGAUCGGGGCACAGGUGACGCAGGUGAUCACACUCAACGACAAACGCAUACGGAUCAAGGCUGUAGGUCAUGAUGGCAUUAUUGAUGCAGAGUUUGACCGUCUGGUCCUUGCUAUACCUCCAGCUGCUUUGCAGAGGAUAGCAAACCGCCCUACAUGGAGCCUGGAAAAGGAAACGGCAAUACGCUCACUCCAACUGGAGCCACUGUAUAAGAUGGGUUUGCGUUUCAAAACCAGAUUCUGGGAAGAUGUUUCUUGUGGAGGCAACUUCGGAGGGCAAACUAACACUGACUUGCCUAUCAGGUGGCUUGUUUUCCCAUCUCACGGGAUAGGAGAAAGCGAACCAGGGGUCUUACUUGUAUACGGUUGGAUGACAGACGCAGCUAACUGGUUUCCUCUCGAUCCAAUACAGCGUCGCGCGCUGGCAUUAGAAUGCAUUGCAAAAAUGUUUCAAGGCAAACGUGACCGGACUGGUGCUGAAAUUAAUGUCCAUGAGCUUUUAAUCGAGUCUUCAGACACAAUAUGGUCUGAACAAACAGCGACAGGAGCCACUAUGUUCCGGCCAGGCCAGCUUACAAGACACUUUGCUGAAGCCAGCCGACCCGAAGGGAAUAUCUUUUUUGCUGGUGAACACCUCUCCUACCAUCACACUUGGAUAGCUGGCGCCAUCCAUUCAGGAAUCCAAGCAGCAAGGGAUCUUCUUGAUAUUAACGUGCAGCCUUUGGAUCCGGGACUCUUAAGUGAGAAUCAGAAGGGGAUAGAUGUAAAGGAUAUCGCGAAAGCCAAGUUCAAACUUAACCCCAAUGCCUUGUUGAAUCUCAGCUUCAGAAAAAACAUUUCAGAGUGCAAUUGUCCAGAAGGGUCUUCAGAAUUGAUUGCAUCAAAGGGACAUCAAUCAGCUCUCGGGCCUAUAGUAACAAACUUAGAAGCAUAA